AGUAGACAUCUUCAGCUGUUUCAUUUUGCUGUUCCUUCUUUAAAAGUUUUGAUUUUUCAAAAAAUUCGACUUUUGUAGACUUUUAGUGUUCCAAGAAACUCAAAAGAAUAAAAAAUGAUUAAAUUGUGGAUCUUAUUCUUCACAUUUGUGCAUCUUAUAUCUUCAACAUCACCAACAGACAUCAAUUGUUCUUAUGUAUUUUACACAUUUACUGUUGUUGGCUACACUUACCACUGUGACAUCCGAUACGAUCCAAAUAUAAUCUCAGAAGAGACAGCAGUCAUUAAUCAAGCACGCGGAACACAUGAAAGUCAUAAAACUGACGAUGAUGUGACUGGAUUUUAUUCGAGUAGCAAAAAAAUUGAAAUUUUCCCGCGCGAUUUAGAAAAAGUGUUUAAAAAUCUUAAGCUUAUUGUAAUUAACUACGGACGACUUACAAAUAUUCAUCAAGCUGACCUUAAACCUUUCAAAAACCUUGAAAACUUAAACUUAGCUUACAAUGACAUUAAAGUCAUCAAUGAAGGUCUAUUUGACUUCAAUCUUGAUCUUGCUUACAUUUCAUUGUCCAAUAAUAAGAUUUAUCAAAUCCAUCCAGAAGUUUUUACACCUUUAACUAAGCUUAGUUACUUAAGUUUGGAAACAAAUGUGUGCAUCGACAUAAGAGUUGAUAACAGCGUUCGUGAUGUCAUGGAAUUAAUUAAAAAGAUUAAAGUUUCUUGUGUAAACGGAGAAAUAAAAUCGACAGCAGCCACGGAAUUAUCAGACUUGAAAAACUUGACAGCUCAAAUUCUAAGCACAGGUGCUGAUACUAAUGAAAAAAUCGAGAAUCUUCAACAAGCUGUCAAAGCUACAGACAUAAAUCUUCAGUCUUUCAAGUCAGAAGUCUUGGCAGCUUUGCAAAAAAUUCUAGACAAAAUUGAGGAAAAUUCAGUGUGCUUAAAAGCUUCUCAAGACAAAGUUGAUAUAGCUUUAAAUGAUGAAAUGACGAACAUCGAAGCUGGAUUGAGUGCUUUAGAAUCUGAAACUGAAGAGCAGAAGAAAGCUGUUGAUAAUUUAAGUGGCGAUAUUUUUUGAUUAAAUAAAUUUGUAAUUUUUAAUGUCAUGUAGACUUAUUCUGAGCAGAUGCACAUGUGUUGGUCCCAAUGUCAUGUGCAAAUAAAUGUUAA
Messenger RNA from Chironomus riparius, 1166 nucleotides. NCBI's taxonomy places the organism in Eukaryota, Metazoa, Arthropoda, Insecta, Diptera, Chironomidae. The record is from the annotation of a GenBank genome assembly.